Molecule: messenger RNA, 2581 nt
Organism: Pistacia vera
Lineage: Eukaryota; Viridiplantae; Streptophyta; Magnoliopsida; Sapindales; Anacardiaceae
Exons: 1
Coding region: 362-2275 (637 amino acids)
Source: RefSeq, a predicted model, not a curated record
UUUACCUAUUAAAUUCUUUGUCAGGGUGAAUGAAGUUAAGCAGUCCAUCAAUAAGGGGCCAAAGACGCUCCAAAGAUCUCUGUGCAUCAACUUUGGCUGCUCUCAUUAAAGGAUUUUAUCCGAGAAAUGUUGUGAGAUACUUUGCAAACUAAUUGCUUGGAUAAUUAGAUCAGGUGCUGUUGCCACUGACUGUUAAUAAGAUGGACAGAUCUGACACAUCUGGUUUUGUGAGUGGUGGAGGUAGCUUGUUAGAGUAUCUUCUGCUGGCUCUUUUAAUUCUGAUUUAUGUGCCUGCUAGUGGCAUCUACUAAAGACUCUUUUUGCUAGUUUCCUUUGUGCUAUAGCCCACAACAUCUCUAAAAUGGAUCUAAACAAGAAUAAUAUACAGUCUUCUCAAACUCAAACUUUUGAUCUAACAAAAAAUGACAGUUUUGGAGAUACCACUCUCCGUUUAAACUGUCUUGGCUAUGGAGGAAGCAACCCUACUGGAUUAAGAAGUAAAAGCAAUCUACGUAUUGAUUUUGCCAAUGUUCUUGAUGACAGCUGCGGAUUGGUUCUUGGAUUGGGUCCAACACCAAGUACAUAUUGUGAUUAUUACAAUGUUGGUGUUAACAAGAUUAAAGGACCAGCUGGCAGAUUGCCCCAGGGUUUGUUAUCUGAGGGUGAUUCAAUCCUGAAACUUGGCCCUUUUAUAGGGACGAAGGCAGAUUUGAAUGGCCUUGAUUGUUCUCUUUCAACAGAGACUGAUAUAAAUACUCCUAUACUUGAUGAACUUCCAGCUGAUGUUCCUGUUGUUGAUGAGGGUUCUACCUCGGCAAAGAAGUCUGGUGGCUAUAUGCCAUCACUCCUUUUGGCUCCAAGAUUGGAUGGUGGCAAAGUUACACAGCAGGAACAGGAACUUUUACAGCUCAGGACCAAAUCCAGUUUUCAUCAAUCGCAACCCAGCCAUGAAUCAUCUUCUCACAUAGAUUUAUCAGGCAGUGUUUCUGAGCAAACAACUACUGUGACAUCUUCAGACUAUAGAAUGAGCAACACAAAAAGAUGUGAGUUUGUAGGUUGUACAAAGGGAGCACGGGGGGCAUCUGGUCUUUGUAUUGGUCAUGGGGGCGGACAGAGAUGCCAAAAACUAGGAUGUAACAAAGGUGCUGAGAGCCGUACUGCAUUCUGUAAAGCCCAUGGUGGUGGGAGGAGGUGCCAGCACUUGGGUUGUACUAAAAGUGCUGAGGGCAAGACAGAUUUUUGCAUUGCUCAUGGUGGUGGGAGACGGUGCCAGUAUCCAGAAGGAUGCACCAAGGCAGCUCGAGGCAAGUCAGGACUUUGCAUUAGACACGGUGGAGGGAAGCGGUGCAAGGUGGAAGGCUGUACCCGCAGUGCUGAAGGACAGGCUGGCUUGUGCAUUUCUCAUGGAGGUGGUCGCCGUUGUCAGUACCAGGGAUGUACAAAGGGUGCCCAGGGAAGUACCAUGUUCUGCAAGGCACAUGGUGGUGGGAAACGAUGCAUCUUUGCAGGGUGCAACAAAGGUGCAGAAGGGAGCACGCCAUUGUGUAAAGGACAUGGUGGGGGAAAGCGCUGCCUCUUUGAUGGUGGUGGUAUCUGUCCAAAGAGUGUACAUGGUGGCACAAAUUUUUGUGUUGCCCAUGGUGGUGGAAAGAGAUGCAUUGUACCAGGUUGCACAAAGAGUGCGCGUGGCCGCACUGAUUGUUGUGUUAGGCAUGGUGGUGGCAAACGUUGUAAGUUUGAGAAUUGUGGGAAAAGUGCCCAAGGUAGCACAGACUUCUGCAAAGCUCAUGGCGGUGGAAAGCGAUGCUCUUGGGGGCAGGGAAAAUGUGAGAAAUUUGCUCGGGGGAAGAGUGGUCUAUGUGCGGCACACAGCAGCAUGGUCCUGGAUCGGGAGACAAACAAGGGAGGUCUUAUUGGUCCUGGACUGUUUCAUGGGCUUGUAUCUGCUGCUUCAACAACAACAGGUAGCAGUUUCGACAACAAUUAUUCAUCAUCAGAAGUUAGUGCUGUAUCUGAUUGCAUCGAGUCACUGGAAAAGCCAGCAAAAAGGCCACAGCUCAUACCUCCGCAGGUAUUGGUACCUCUAUCUAUGAAGUCAUCAUCAUCUUAUUCAAGUUUAUUGAAUAAUGGGAAGCAAGAGAAAGGAGGAAUUGGUUUUGGUGGAAGCAGUGGAAGAAAGAGCUUUGAUUUAAUGAUACCAGAGGGAAGAGUUCACGGCGGGGGACUCAUGUCAUUGUUUGGUGGGAGUCUGAAAGAUCCCAUUGAUGGAAAUUGAAGGUUAUGAUGUAGAAAUAUUAGGGAUAUUUUUAGAAGCAGAAUUGGUGUAUAAGAUUUGGGGUCUGCUGAAACCAUUUAGUAUAUAUAGUCUUUGUUUAAUUAAUUGUGAUCUAUGAAGAUAUGGAGUUGACAUGGAUUAUAAAUAACAGUGGGCGGCCAAGGAAAUGCAUUGGUAUGGCCGUUUUAAUUAAUGUUUAAUAUGUUUGUAUAUAUGUACUCUUGGGUUUGAAUUGUAAGAUGACGCUAUUAUGUUUACUGUUUUUGCUUUCAAGGGCAAGUAAAGAAUUUUAAUUUUUAAGAUUUG